This is a messenger RNA of Paecilomyces variotii, 3398 nucleotides long. Its product is annotated as methyltransferase domain-containing protein. NCBI's taxonomy places the organism in Eukaryota, Fungi, Ascomycota, Eurotiomycetes, Eurotiales, Thermoascaceae. The transcript is spliced from 3 exons. The record is from RefSeq and is a predicted model, not a curated record. Gene Ontology annotation, molecular function: protein binding. Bases 1 to 3093 code for a protein of 1030 amino acids.
AUGAAACCAAAAUCUCCCCUCCCACUCUCUGAUGAGUGGAAGGAUGCAGAUUCUUACGUUGACUCUCUCCUUUCUUUUGCAACCACGACCACUCUAUUUCAGAAUCUAUGUGGUGGAGUCCAUAUACUAGAUUUCCUGACGAGAGAGCCUGAUCUGUUCACGACUUUGCUCCCGGAAGAUUGGAGAGAGUUCUUUGGACAGCAUGAUAUUCAAGAUAUCUUGCAUCUUCUGAUGAGGGAAGAUAUAGAUUCGCUUCGAGAGAACAUUUCGCGAUUGAGCAAUGGAGCUUCAGAAGAAUCCAUCCAUUAUGAGGAUGCAAAGUGGAAGGGAGGCCCUCUACCUCCAGCUAGUCUCUUGGACUAUAUUCACCAGAUUCGGAGGUUCAGUCUAAAGAGGGACUUCACCCCUUCGAACACCAAGGGUACGAUACCUCGACAUGUUGCUGUUGGUAUGAAGCCGAAAAAGUGCCAUGAGGUCGAGAAUUUCUCUCGAUAUGUCAAUUCCCUUUCCGCAACUGUAGAAGAGGAGAGAGGGGAGUCUGUUUCUCAUAUCGUGGACUUUGGAUCGGGCCAAAAUUACCUCGGACGGACACUUGCGAGUCCUCCAUUCAAUAAGAAUAUAAUCGCAAUCGAAAGGAAACAUCAUAACAUCGCUGGUGCCAGAGGCAUGGAUGUCCAUGCUAAAUUGGCGGAGAAGACGGUCAUUCUCAGGAACAAGAAAGAGUAUAACAAAAGCAAGAAAAGCGCACUGGAGUCGUCCUCUGACUGCUCUAAUUGCUCUCCGAAGGGUUCAGACACCCCUUCCAGCGAUGUUGGCGCUUCGAAUGAGGCCGAUAAGCAGGAUGAUUCUGUCACCGUGAUCAACGUUUUCAGCGAGAUCAACCUCGAGCCCAAUGAGCUCAACCAAGUCCCCACGAUCAGUGGCCGGCUCCCCUCUACUGAUGAGGAGGAAGAAGAAAAGCCAAAGGGUGCCAUGCAUUACAUCGAACAUGACAUCCAGGAUGGUUAUCUGGAGCCUAUUAUCAGACAUGUCGUCACGCCCGAGUCGGCAGAUUCAGGAAAAGAAUCAAGAGCGUCUUCACCAGCGUCUGGUGUCGACCCGAGAGUAAUGGUGAUCUCGCUGCAUUCGUGUGGAAAUUUGCUUCAUCACGGAAUUCGAUCUCUCGUUGCGAACCCGUCAGUCGUGGCAGUCGCUAUGAUCGGCUGCUGUUACAAUCUCAUGACGGAGAGACUAGGACCCGCCACAUAUAAACUCCCAGUGCUCCGUUCCCUGCAUCCUAGACUGGAACAAACGGGAACAGCAUAUGAUCCACACGGCUUUCCUAUGUCCAAACGCUUGGAGGAGGUGGUAUAUGAGGGCGGUACUGGCAUGAAGCUGAACAUCACAGCCAGGAUGAUGGCCGUACAGGCGCCAUACAACUGGGGCAAGGAGGACAGCGAGAGCUUCUUCACACGCCACUUCUAUCGAGCCCUGCUCCAGCGUAUCCUUCUGGACAAGAAGAUCAUUCCUAAGCCAGGGGUACCAGCCGAUCCCUCUAGCAUGGACUCGGCUACUGAGGAAACCCCUGGAACACCACUUAUCGUUGGUUCUCUCAGGAAAGGAGCAUUCGAUUCGUUCAACGCAUAUGUUCGUGCAGCGGUGUCGAGACUCGUCCGUGAUCCGAAUUAUGGUCCAAAGAUUGACAAGGAGAUGAGUGGCAUCUCAGACGAAGAGUUGGAGCACUAUGUAGAAGCGUAUAAUUCCGCAAAGCACAAUCUCAGUGUUGUCUGGAGUCUUAUGGCGUUCAGCGCCAACGUCGUCGAGGCUAUUAUUGUCACUGAUAGAUGGCAGUUCCUUCGAGAACAUGAUGUGGUCAAAGACUGCUGGGUCGAGCCAGUGUUUGACUACAAUCAAAGUCCAAGGAACCUGGCAGUUAUAGCCUCCUCUCGCCGGGAAGAUGGGUAUACCUCCAUUAUUGAAGAUGCCCCUUCUGAAGAUGCCCCUUCUGAAGAUGCCCCUUCUGAAGGUUCUCCUUCAGAAAAAGCUCCUGUUGAAGAUAUCUACGCUGAAAAUGCCCCUUCUGAAAGUGUCCCUUCUGAAGGUGCUCCUGCUGAAGAUGCUCCUUUUAAAGAUGUCUACGCUGGAAAUGCCCGCACUGAGGUUGAUCUUCUUGAACAUGAGCUUUCUGAAGCAUCCAAUGGUGCCCUGGACGAAGUAUGCGAAAGUCUAGACGGAGUGUACCUUGAUCGUGGAGAGGAACGCAAAGAUGAACCGAGGAAUCCUAGAGUUGCCAAGUAUGGUACGGACAUCAUCACGCUUUUAGUCGGAACGAACAGAACUCCUUUCCAGGUGCACCAGGGGUUCCUAGAGGAAUCACGCUUCUUUGAGGCCUGCUGUAAUAGAGGCUUCCGCGAGAUGAACGAGAAGUUGGUCCGUCUUCCUGAAGGAGAUCCCAGUGACUUCGCCUACCUGGUCGACUUCCUUUAUGCUGGUAGCAUACCGUGUCACAACUACACUGGAAACCCUAUCUCUGACCUAGACGUCUUUACCGAUCAGAAGCUUUGGUACUCAACUGCUUGGUGCCCUGAUCAGAGAUAUUUCCAUCUGUGGUACCCUUCCUCAGAACACAUAUCCCCGAUCUUUCGUUGCACCAUGUUCGAGGACUGGGACCAGGAGGACUGGGAGAAAAGCGACGAGAAAAAAUUCGCCGAGGAAGCAAAGGCGCAUUUGGAUUUCCUCCUUCGACUCUAUGAACUUGCCGACCAAUACCUUUUCGAUGGCUUCCGUGAACAUAUCAUCGAGCACAUCCUUCACGCUGCCAAUUACUGUGAACCGUACGACUAUUUCGAGGCGGCUAGCACUCUGUACGACUACCCCACUGAGCUUCCACCUCGUUUCAAAGAGGGCAUCAGAAAAUACAUCGAGUUUUACAUCAAGGCCACUGAUCGUGACACGACUGUUGAGCUUAUGGAGGCGAUGGCUGAUAAUUCUCGUUUGGCCAGUGAGAUUAUUGAAGUGAUGAGCCGUCUGCUUGAGGAGCUGAAUCGUUUCUUGGAUGCGGCAUCCAGGGUCGAGAAACCAUGGAGUCUGUAUCCAUGGCAGGCAAUUCAGUGAACGGGGACUUUGAUAGGUGUAUGUGAACAAGUGGUGAUUUUUCUUGAAGACGUGAUCCCUUCAGCUAAAUGUAUUAUAAUGCAAUCAUGAUUUGAAGUGCAAAGGCACAGCAUAGCGAGAUGAUACCAGAAAUGAAAAUUGACCAUAUCUUUAUUAUUCCAUGCCAAGAACUCAAUCAACCUACAUAGUUACAUUCCUAACUACAUCCAGCUAUACCUAUCUAAGUAGAACACAUGCAGCGAAUCUCUGACCAUAUCUUCCUCCUCUGUCGCAUAUCACUUUCACAAGAGCUCAUGUGACUGAAG